This is a messenger RNA of Trifolium pratense (red clover), 1227 nucleotides long. Its product is annotated as proteasome subunit alpha type-1-B-like. Lineage: Eukaryota; Viridiplantae; Streptophyta; Magnoliopsida; Fabales; Fabaceae. The transcript has 2 exons. Gene Ontology annotation, cellular component: proteasome core complex, alpha-subunit complex; proteasome core complex. The coding region runs from base 187 to 1026 and encodes 279 amino acids. The record is from RefSeq and is a predicted model, not a curated record. Gene Ontology annotation, biological process: ubiquitin-dependent protein catabolic process.
UUUUUUUUUUUCUUUUUUCUACUUCUUAACAUCAUAACAGAUCUAAGCCCAAUACAAAAAAGCCCAAGUUAAACUUUCUGGCUUGUUCAAAAAGAAAAAGAGAAAAUAAGAAAGUGUUUUUGCGAGUAUUGGAAACAAAACUCAAUUACUUUGAUCUCAGAAAUCGAAAUCGAAAAAUCUGUCAUCAUGUUCAGAAACCAAUACGACACCGACGUUACCACAUGGGCACCGGCGGGAAGACUCUUCCAAGUAGAGUACGCCAUGGAAGCAGUUAAACAAGGUUCAGCCGCAAUCGGUCUCCGAUCUAAAACUCACGUGGUUCUCGCGUGUGUUAACAAAGCAAAUUCUGAACUUUCUUCUCAUCAGAAGAAGAUCUUUAAGGUUGAUGAUCAUAUCGGUGUUGCUAUCGCCGGUCUCACUGCUGACGGUCGUGUUCUUUCUCGUUACAUGCGAUCUGAAUGCAUUAACUAUAAUUACACUUAUGAAUCUCCACUUCCGGUUGGUCGUUUGGUUGUUCAGCUUGCUGAUAAGGCUCAGGUAUGCACUCAGAGAUCAUGGAAGCGUCCUUAUGGGGUUGGUCUUUUGGUAGCUGGAUUAGAUGAAUCAGGGGCUCACCUCUAUUACAACUGUCCAAGCGGAAAUUACUUCGAAUAUCAGGCUUUCGCAAUUGGUUCACGUUCACAAGCGGCGAAAACGUAUUUGGAACGCAAGUUUAACAACUUCACGGCCUCCUCCCGGGAAGAUCUGAUCAAAGAUGCACUCAUUGCAACUAGGGAGUCCUUGCAAGGUGAAAAGCUCAAGAGCUCCGUAUGCACCAUUGCUGUGGUUGGAGUCGGUGAGCCAUUCCACAUUUUGGAUCAAGAAACUGUUCAACAGUUGAUCGAUACUUUUGAGAUUGUGAGGGAGGAAGAAAUUGCACCUGCUGAUCCUGAGCCAGCAGCUGAGCAAGGUGCUGCCGCAGAUCAAGGUGGUACUGAAAACCAAGGUGGCGCUGAAAAUCAAGGUGGUUCUCCAAUGGAUAUUUGAUGAUAACAAAUCUGAAUAGGUUUCAUGUGUGUCAUAGGAGAUCUCUUUGAUGGAUUUUAUUUGCUUAAUCUUGUUUGUUUUUAAAUUAAUCCAUGGCUGAUCAUUGUGAACAUUGUAGUAGCUGCUUUUGAUGGAUUUGAACACACUAUUUACAAUAUUCUCUAUGAGACAAUUAAAUGAAUUUUUAUAUAUUGUUAUAAA